UCCAUUGGCUUAACCAAAUGGUUGGUCAACAUGUAGAGCCAUGUUGCGGAACGUUUCCUUCUUUCUUAUCUUCUUCUACCUCCUACUUCUUCCUUGGCUUGAGAGAGGAGGGUGUCCCUUGACAUCAUGAGCGUAAACUGUUAUAGAACACCGGUGAACGGUAACGCUGUCAUCUCCAAUGGCAUUUGGGACGGCGGCAAUCCUUUGGACUUCUCGUUGCCUCUGUUAUCGGUGCAGCUCUUGCUGGUCGUCGCCGUCAGUCGCAUACUCCACUUUCUCCUCAAGCCUUUCAAACAGCCCAGGAUUGUUUCCGAAAUCAUGGGAGGUAUAAUCCUAGGACCGUCCGUGUUGUGCCGUAACAAAACCUUCAAGAAUACCAUCUUUCCUUCGAGAGGGCAGCCCGUGCUCGACAGCAUUGCUACGUUCGGCCUCAUGUUCGUCAUCUUCAUCAUCGGCGUCAAGAUGGAUCCUGCUUUGGUCGUCAGGUCCGGUCGGAAGUCGUUGGUCCUCGGCCUCUCCGGCCUUGUGCUCCCCUUCGCCAUCGCAACCCCUGUAUGCAUGCGCGCCGUGCCCUCCCUGAUCGAGGAUGUCGGCGAUAGGUUCGCAUUCACCUUCGCCCUCUCCAUCUCCUUCUCCAUGUCCUCGUUCGCCGUCCUCGUCCCCAUACUCUCCGAACUCCACCUUCUCAACUCCGAGCUGGGGCGGAUCGCCAUGUCGGCGUCCAUGACGAAUGACCUCGUCGGCUGGCUCGCCAUGUUGAUCUAUAUCGUCGUAGAUGCCAGCCGCGUCUCUCCAGCAGCACCCGUGUCGGCCUUCAUCUCCGUCAUUGCCUUGUUCGUCUUCAUCGUAUUUGUGGUCAGGCCAAUUGCGAUAUGGGUCGUCGACCACACGCCGCCGGGGAAGCCGGUCGACGAGGUCUACAUCUUUGUGUUCCUCUUGAUAGUGUUGUUGGUGGGGUUCUACAGUGACAUCAUCGGCACCAACUCUUUCCAUGGGGCUCUCGUGCUCGGGCUUGUGAUUCCGGACGGGCCGCCUCUGGGGUCGGCUCUGGUGGAGAAGAUAGAAGCUAUUGUCGAAGCGGUGCUGCUGCCGCUCUACUAUGCAUUGACGGGGCUGAACACGGAUUUCUCGACCCUGGGCAAUGUGGGUGGUUUGGGAAAGCUGCAGCUGGUCAUCUUCUUCGCGUGCAUGGGGAAGCUAGUCGGCAUUCUACUGCCUUCCCUCUACUUCAGGAUCCCCUUCCAGGAUGCCCUCUCGCUGAGCCUCUUUAUGAAUACCAAGGGGAUAGUUGAGGUGGUCACGUACCAUAUGUGGAAGGUUAAUAAGCUCGUCAAUGUAGAAAUCUACAGCUAUCUGAUGCUAUCCUCCGUCAUCAUCACCGCCGUCGUCACCCCCAUCGCCACCUAUCUCUACCAGCCCUCCCGCCGCUAUGCCGUGUACAAGCGUCGAACCAUUCAGCACCUCAAGCCAGAGUCGGAGCUCCGCUUUCUUGCCUGCAUCCAAGACCAGUCCCACGUCCCCAGCACCAUCAAUCUCCUCGAGGCCUCCUACGCCAGCCCGACUGCCCCCAUCGCCAUCUACGUCCUCCACCUCGUCGAGAUCGUCGGCCGCGCUGCCCCCCUCUUCAUCCCCCACAAUCUCCCCCGCUCCACCUCAUCCGUCUCCACCACCUCCAACGCCACCUCCGCCUCCACUUCCGCUCUCACCUCCACAGCCGCCUCCCCCGCCGUCGUCGCCAUCGCCACCCCCGAGUCCGACCAUAUCAUCAACGCCUUCCUCCUCCACGAGCAGCGCCACCACAACGCGGUCUCCGUCCACCCCUUCACCACCAUCUCCCCCUACUCCUCCAUGCACGACGAGGUCUGCCGCCUCGCCGUCGAGAAGCGCACCUCCCUCAUCAUCCUCCCCUUCCACAAGCGCCGCAUCAUUCGCGGCCAUGCCGAAGUAAACAACGGCCUUCGAACAGUCAACAGGAAAGUAUUAUCCACCGCGCCGUGCUCGGUGGGAAUUCUCAUCGACGGCCUGAUGGGAGGUGGCAUGUGCACUCUCUCCGGUGACUUCUUGCAUAAUGUCAUCGUGUUCUUCUUCGGCGGUGAGGACGACCGGGAGGCGCUGGCCUACGGAGCCCGCAUGGUGAACCAUCCCGGUGUUACGCUGACCAUAAUCCGAUUCCUGCCAAGCCGGAGCAUUAGAGAUGAUCAGGCUGAGAGGCGGCUGGACAUCCGGCUUCUCGACGAGGUGAAGCUAAUGAGUGCGAGGAAUAAGAGGGUGGUGUACAGGGAGGCACUUGUGGGGGAUAUGGAGGAGAUAGUUGAAGAAAUGAAGGCAUUGGAUGAGAGUUGUUAUGACUUGGUGAUGGUGGGGAUGCGGCACCGGUCGAACUCGGUGCUGUCGGAGGGGCUGUCGUCGUGGGGCGACUGCCCGGAGCUCGGGGUGGUGGGCGAUUUCCUCGUAUCGUUAGAAUUUGAGUCCAAGUUUUCGGUGCUGGUGGUGAAGCAGCAGGACCAGGCCUGGACGUUGCACCAGGAUGCCGGGGACGUCAAGGCUUUCCUGGUUGAAGAAGAAAGGUUUUACCCAGCAGGUUGAGUCCAUGGUAGCCGGCUGGUAUUCUGCAAGAUUUGUAUGGUCCCUUGGACUGCUCUUGCACUUCUCCAGCAUAAUUAAUCAGUUUUACUU
Molecule: messenger RNA, 2676 nt
Organism: Elaeis guineensis (African oil palm)
Lineage: Eukaryota; Viridiplantae; Streptophyta; Magnoliopsida; Arecales; Arecaceae
Product: cation/H(+) antiporter 15
Biological process (GO): regulation of pH; proton transmembrane transport
Cellular component (GO): endomembrane system; membrane
Molecular function (GO): antiporter activity
Source: RefSeq, a predicted model, not a curated record